Molecule: messenger RNA, 2224 nt
Organism: Talpa occidentalis (Iberian mole)
Lineage: Eukaryota; Metazoa; Chordata; Mammalia; Eulipotyphla; Talpidae
Gene: MGLL
Product: monoglyceride lipase
Exons: 9
Coding region: 292-1410 (372 amino acids)
Cellular component (GO): membrane
Molecular function (GO): lipase activity
Source: RefSeq, a predicted model, not a curated record
GAGGUGCCCCGGUGUGCGCCGCGCUAGUUUCCCUGGUUCCCGGGCUGUGGGUGCCGGGCCCGGGGCCCCUCCCUGCUCGAAGCCCCUCCAGCGAUUUGUUUAGGGAAAGUGAUGACUCGAACUAGUAGUGGAGAAUCGCAGGCGCUGGUCCCCGCCCUGGGGAGGGAGGGAGCUCCGGAGAGCUUGUGAGAUCUGGAAGCAGGCUCCAGGGCUCAGCGCCCCAAAAGCCGGAGAGGCAGGAUCUGGGGGCAGGGCGCAGGGUGGGGGAGCAGGGGCUUGGGAGCUGCUUGAAUGCCGCCCUGUGACCGCCGAGAUGAGGGAACAGCCCUUAUUUGCCAGGCUCUGAUUCUCGAGGCCGACGUGGCUGUGGAAUGCAAAAGCCAGAACAUGAUGGAAACAGGACUGGAAGAUCCUGUCAGAAUGCCCGAGGAAAGUUCUCCCAGGAAGACCCCGCAGAGCGUCCCCUACCAGGACCUCCCUCACCUGGUCAAUGCGGAUGGGCAGUACCUCUUCUGCAGGUACUGGAAGCCCACGGGCACACCCAAGGCCCUCGUCUUUGUGUCCCAUGGAGCCGGAGAGCACUGUGGCCGCUACGAUGAGGUGGCCCAGAUGCUGGUGGGGCUGGAGAUGCUGGUGUUCGCCCACGACCACGUUGGCCAUGGACAGAGCGAAGGAGAGAGGAUGGUAGUGUCAGACUUCAGCGUUUUCAUCAGGGAUGUGUUGCAGCACGUGGAUGUCAUGCAGAAAGACUAUCCGGGGCUUCCUGUCUUCCUGCUGGGCCACUCCAUGGGAGGUGCCAUCGCCAUCCUUACGGCUGCGGAGAGGCCUGGCCACUUCUCUGGCAUGGUCCUAAUUUCGCCUUUGGUCAUCGCCAAUCCUGAGUCCGCAACAACUUUUAAGGAUUAUUCGAAGAUUUUGAAAAACUUGAUGGAACCAGCAUUCAGAGUGGUAAAUACUUGGAGUCCACGUCCUUUAUGGGUCCUUGCUGCAAAAGUUCUCAACCUGGUCAUGCCAAACAUGUCCCUGGGCCCGAUCGACUCCAGCGUGCUUUCUCGGAAUAAGGCAGAGGUGGACAUUUACAACUCAGACCCCCUCAUCUGCCGGGCAGGACUGAAAGUGUGCUUCGGCAUCCAGCUCCUCAAUGCCGUCUCAAGGGUGGAGCGGGCCCUCCCCAAGCUAACCUUGCCCUUCCUGCUGCUCCAGGGCUCCGCUGACCGCCUGUGCGACAGCAAAGGGGCCUACCUGCUUAUGGAGUCCGCCAAGAGCCAGGACAAGACACUCAAGAUUUACGAAGGUGCCUACCAUGUUCUCCACAAAGAACUUCCUGAAGUAACCAACUCUGUCUUCCAAGAAAUAAACCUAUGGUUCUCUCAAAGGACAGCGGCAGCGAGAAAGGUGUCCCCGCCCUGAGCGCACUGGCCAGGCGGCUGUCCCACAGUCGGGGAAGCGGGCAGAGGAAGGGCAGAAGCUGGCUUUGCAGAUGUGGUUUGCAAAAAAAAAAAAAAAAAAAACACACAAAACAAAACUAUAAAUUGGAGGAUUCCCUAGUGCAAUUUACUUUAAAAAGAAAAAAAGAGAAAAAACCGACUGUUGUCCUAUGUUAGGCUGUCCGCCCUUGAGUCUACCUUAACUAAGGGUAGACACUUUAUGCAAAAACAGAGGAAGAUUCGGGUAGUUUCCCAGUGAGGGCAUGGGCUGAAAUGCCCUUCAAGCACGCAAAGCCUCUGCCCCACCUCUCCCGGCUCCCACAAAGGUGCCCAGGAAUUCCUGGUGUUCCGGGGACCCCUGACUGCAAUAAUUGGAGGAGUUUCCCCUCCUGCCCACUCCUCCACCCCGAGCCCAGCACCCCUCUCCCACCAGCCUUGCUCGGUGGCCUUUUACUGGCUGUGGGAUGAGGUGGCCAGCGCCGGCUCCCCCAGGCGGCCUCACAUGCCCUCCAAGGCCCAGAAAAUGCCCAGUACUUCCUCAAAGGCCAUGACCCACGUCAGGCCUUGUCCACCCAGAGCUGGGUGUUGGUGUGGGCUGCAGCUUGGUCCACAAGAGACCAGGCAGGAAGAUGUUCCUUCCUGCAGGGGGCUGAGGCCGCCGCCCAAGCGCUGUAUAUAUUCGGGGGCUGCCUUUCCUCCUGUGACUGAUUUUACCUGACACCACAAGAGGACAGUUGUAUUGCAGAUGAAAUAUCUAAUAUAUAAUGUAUAUUCUAAAGCAGAGACUAUUUUGGGGG